Messenger RNA from Dicrocoelium dendriticum, 228 nucleotides. The record is from the annotation of a GenBank genome assembly. NCBI's taxonomy places the organism in Eukaryota, Metazoa, Platyhelminthes, Trematoda, Plagiorchiida, Dicrocoeliidae.
AUGCGAGGAUACUUCUACAAUAACCGCGGCUUUUAUUUAUUAAUAGGCGCCACCUAUCCAUGCUGGACUUGUCAUAGGGACGGAAUAAAUGCUAUUCUCCGCGAAGUGGACAAGUAUUUCCUUCAAAUGAAAAAUCAUCGGAAAAGCCGCUUAUGCGCGCGCAGUGCUUCUCCGGUUGUGGAACAGUGGAUCCAUGUAACUACAUUAUUCCAGACCCCGUGGUGGUAG